Ictalurus punctatus (channel catfish) is the source of this 7681-nucleotide messenger RNA. It is a transcript of the gene fbxo31, whose product is annotated as F-box protein 31. The record is from RefSeq and is a predicted model, not a curated record. Bases 167 to 1888 code for a protein of 573 amino acids. NCBI's taxonomy places the organism in Eukaryota, Metazoa, Chordata, Actinopteri, Siluriformes, Ictaluridae. Gene Ontology annotation, molecular function: protein binding. The transcript has 10 exons.
GGGCCUGUGGAAAUACAGCUGGGAAAGGAAACAAGUCAGCCGGAGUCACUCGUCGGUACGGGGAGUUAGUAGAGAGGGAACGCGGAAUAAGCGGUCGCUCUGACAGCUGACGUAAUGUAAUGUAAUGUAAUGUAAUGUAAUGGUGGCCGGUUGGCGUUGAGCUCAGAUGGCGGUGUGUGCCAGGCUAUGUGGGGUGGGCCAGUCGCGGCGGUGCAGGCGGAGACAGAGACACGGCCAGCGCGAGCAGGAGAGCGACUCUGAGGUGGACAUGGGCGAAGAAGAGGAGGAGGAGAAGAUCGUGGUUAAAAGCAAAGCGCGUGCACUCAGCGCUUGUCCUAAAGGCCGUGGCUCCGUGUGCGACGAGGCCUCGGCCAAUCGCAGUGUCGCGGGCUUGGAGAAUGAAGAGGACACGGCCUGGACUGCAGCAGCGCCUCCUCAACCCCGAUCUCUCCUAGAUUUACCGCCCGAGCUUCUGGUAGAGAUCUUCUCCUCUCUGCCCGGCACGGCGCUGCCCAACCUGGCCCUGGUGUGCAAGAAAUUCCGGCAGAUCCUCAGCACUGAGACUAUAUGGAGAAGACGCUGUGUAGAGGAGUUUGGCAUGAAGGAUGACCUGCGGAAGAUGGAGGUAGCGGGGAUGUCCAGCCGGGAGCUUUAUGUCAAACGUGUGAACCCUAGGGUGAAGUCGGGGCGUUUUAUGAAGCUCCUGCCCGAUUAUGAGCACAUGGACUACCGGGACGUGUACACACACUUGCUCCAUCCAUACAGAUAUAUUUUGGGUCUCUGGCAGCCAGACAUAGGCCCCUAUGGAGGUCUGCUAAAUGUAGUGGUGGAUGGAUUGUUUAUCAUUGGCUGGAUGUAUCUGCCGCCCCAUGAUCCACGAGUGGAGGAUCCCAUGCGUCGACGUCCUCUUUUCCGAAUCCACAUGUGGGAGCGUAACAAAGCCACUGUGGAGUGCAUGUACGGCCACAAGGGGCCUCACAAAGGCGACAUUCAGACAGUAAAAAAUGAUGAGUUCUCUACCAAAUGCAACCAAACAGAUCACCAUCGAAUGCCAGGGGGAAGACAAGAGGAGUUCCGUACAUGGCUGGAGGAGGAAUGGGGACGGACACUAGAGGAUAUUUUUCAUGAACACAUGCAGGAGUUGAUUCUCAUGAAGUUUAUCUACACCAGCCAAUAUGAUAAUUGCCUGACGUAUCGGCGGAUCUACUUGCCCCCGUGCCUCCCUUCAGACCUGCUGCAGCCGGGCCUCUUUAAAGGUACAUACGGCAGCCACGGCCUGGAGAUCAUUAUGCUGAGCUUCCACGGCUCUCGGGCCAAAGCCACCAAACUUACAGGUGACCCUAAUGUACCAGCGGGUCAGCUGACCUUAGACAUAGACCUGAGUCGGCCAGUGCAGCUGCCUGACUUGGAGCACCAGCAAAAUAUCGAGGAGCUUUCUCGCUUGGUUAUAGGGGUACAUGAAGAGAUUCAAAGAGGUGCCACAGGUACAGUUGCCCCCACAGUGGGUACUUCAGGGGCAGAGGGCUCUGAUGCUGACCCUGGCUCUGGAGCUGAGGAUGCAUGCAGUGCUGGAGCUUCUAGCAGACAGGAUGAACCUCAGCCCUUUGUCCUGCCUUUAGGGGUCAUGGCCCGCAAUGAGGUGUACCCACGAUCAUGCAAGAUAUGUUUCUAUGGAACAGGUCUGAUAGCGGGGCAUGGCUUCACGAGUCCGGAGCGCACCCCUGGCCUGUUCGUCCUUUUUGACGAUGACCGCUUCGGGUUCAUCUGGUUGGAGUUGAAGUCUUUCAGCCUGUACAGUCGCUUGACAGACAAGCUGGAACAUGCCGAGGCCCCCAGCAUGGAGCGUUUUGAGGCCAUGCUUCGCAACAUGCAGUCCUGGACAUCCUGAUAGGCAGCCUUUCCUGCCUUGCUUCUUAUUUCACACAUGCUAAAAAGAAUUGGUAGUUUCAGAGCUGCAGGGCCACAUCUCUAAUUUGCCUGGCUUGACUUGUGCACUAAUAAUCAAUCCACUGUUGAGUUAAGCUAGGUGUGUUACACAAAAGUCCAUAGUGCUGUGGUCUUUCAGCAUUGGAACUGCCCAUUCCUGUGCUAUAUGCUCUAAAAUCUGGAUUACAUUCUCAGCCCCUCACAUCCCCACACAACCUGAAAAACCUCCCAGUAAUCUCAUACAUGCACAAGAAAAACUUGCCACACAGGUAUGUUUGCAGCUGCAAGUUCAUAUAGGUUGUAUUAUACACUGAUGCUUUCUUAUCAGCUUUUUAAUUAAUUUAUUUUUGUAACCUGGAGAUGAUAAAGUUGAGGAUACAUUUCACCCGUAUAUUCCAGAACAAACUGAGUGUGCCUCUGUAUCAUUAUCAUUAUUUAUCCCAAGUCUAGUCUUAGAAAAUUGUAGCUUCGUGUACUGUUGAAGUGAUUUAAGUUAUAAGUGAAGUUAAGUAUGGGUUUUUAGCUGUUUGGUUGGUGUGGUAGUAUAAUGUCUAUUAUUGUCUGAUUUUAUUCUUUUUAAAAGUCUGCACUGCUAUUUCUGUUGCUUUUACUUAAGUCAGCAUUGUCCAUGGUGAUGAUUUUUGAUGAAGUUUUGCAUUGAUUUUAUUUGAAUAAUUUUAACAAAUGACUACCGUAGCCUGUUGUACACAUUUAAGGUAUAUUUAAGGCCAAAUAUCAUAAUUUUCACUUAUUCCUAUUUGUAAUUCAUCAGCCCAAAUGAGCGUAGUGUCUCAGACUGAGUUUUUUUUUUAUUUAAAUUUUGCAUUAGAGCAAAGAGGCUAAUAUAGCUAACAAGUAAUGGGAGCAUAUUUCACCCAAAUUCUUUUAUGAAAUGUCCUCAAGCAAUAAAUAUAUACAGUGCGCUGAAAAAGUAUUUGUCUCUAUCCUGAUUUCUUCUGUUUUUGUGUAUAUCUCAUACUAAAUAGUUUUAGAUCUUCAAACGAAAUACAACAUAAAACAAAGGCAAGCUGAGUAAACACACAAAGUUUUUAUUUAUAAUUUUUUUUAUUGAAGCAAACAAAAGUUAUCCAGAACCUAUCACCAAUGUGAAAAAUUUAUUGCCCCCUUAAACUUAAAAUUUGGUUGUGCCACUUUUAGCAGCAAUAACUGCAACACUUCAGAUAAUCAGAGAUCGGUCUUUCACUUACUUCUAGGACUAGGAUUUACUCCUAUGCUUUGGAUCAUUGUCUUGCUGCAUAAUCCAGUUACGCUUGAAUUUCAAUUUAUGGACUGAAGACCGGACAUUAUUAUGCAAGUUGCCCAGGCCUUGAAGCAGCAAGGCAUCCCCACACUUCCUCCACCAUGCUUGAAUGUAGGUAUGAUUUUCUUUUUGUGGAAUUCUGUGUUCGGUUUUAUACCAGUUGUAAACGGGACCCCUGUCUUCCAAACAGUUCCACUUUCGACUCCUCAAUCCACAGAACAUUCUCCCAAAAGGUUUGAGGAUGAUCGAGGAGUGUUUUGGCAAAAGUCAGAUGAGCCUUAAUGUUCUUCUGGGAUAGCAGUGGUUUUCACCUCACCAGUCAUGGAUGCCAUAUUUGCCUGUAGUUCCUUUGAGAUUGUUCUUGACUCUAUUGUGACUCCUGGAUGAGAAGUUGCUGUGCUCUUGGAGGAAUUUUGGAAGGUUGGCCACUUCUGGGAAGGAUCACUGCUGUGCCGAGGCUCUCACUGUGGUCCUUUGAAACCUUUGAAAUAGCUUUGUAACCCUUCCCAGACUGAUGUAUUUCAAUCACCCUCUUUCUCACCAUUUCUGGACUUUCCUUCAAUUUUGGCGUAGUGUGUUACUGGGUAAGACCUUUUAACCAAUUUCAUGCUGUUGUAAAAGUUGUAAAGUUGUAAAAUUGUUGAUUUGAUUGAACAGGGUUUGCAGUAACCUGGCCUGGUUGCUAGUCCAGCUGAACCACAUUGUGAAGUUUCAUAGAUUUGGAGAAUUAGUAACUACGGGGGCAUUACAUGGGUGAAUACAUUUUCACCCAGGCCCAGUUGGUAUUGGAUAACUUUUUUUGCUUCAGUAAAUAACAAUAUCAUUUUGUAACUGUAUUUUUUGUUUAUUCAGGUUGUCUUUGUUUUAUCUUGGAUUUUGUUUUCAUUUCUGAAACAAUUUAGUAUGAGAGAUACACAAAAACAGAAAUAAUUUUUCACAGCACUAUAUCAGAUCCCAUUCCUAAGUAGACAAGUGUGUACCUAUGAUUCAAGUACACAUGAUUUAAUUUAAUUUAUAAAAACAAAAACACUGUGAUGGUAUGGGGUCAGCAAUCUCGAAAAUUUCUUUGGUGCAUUUUUUUGGUAUCAUUUUUGCCCCAAAAUUGUACUGGAAUGCUGUAGGUUAUGUGGAUGACAUAGUAUAUACAGUAUCUCACAAAAGUGAGUACACCCCUCACAUUUUUGUAAAUAUUUGAUUAUAUCUUUUCAUGUGACAACACUGAAGAAAUGACACUUUGCUACAAUGUAAAGUAGUGAGUGUACAGCUUGUGUAACAGUGUAAAUUUGCUGUCCCCUCAAAAUAACUCAACACAGCCAUUAAUGUCUAAACUGCUGGCAACAAAAGUGAGUACACCCCUAAGUGAAAAUGUCCAAAUUGGGCCCAAAGUGUCAAUAUUUUGUGUGGCCACCGUUUUUUUCCAGCACUGCCUUAACCCUCUUGGGCAUGGAGUUCACCAGAGCUUCACAGGUUGCUACUGGAGUCCUCUUCCACUCCUCCAUGAUGACAUCACGGAGCUGGUGGAUGUUAGAGACUUUGAGCUCCUCCACCUUCCGUUUGAGGAUGCCCCACAGAUGCUCAAUAGGGUUUAGUCCAUCACCUUCACCCUCAGCUUCUUUAGCAAGGCAGUGGUAAUCUUGGAGGUGUGUUUGGGGUCGUAAUCAUGCUGGAAUACUGCAUACUGAUCAUGCUCUGCUUCAGUAUGUCACAGUACAUGUUGGCAUUCAUGGUUCCCUCAGUGAACUGCAGCUCCCCAGUGCCGGCAGCACUCAUGCAGCCCCAGACCAUGACACUCCCACCACCAUGCUUGACUGUAGGCAAGACACACUUGUCUUUGUUCUCCUCACCUGGUUGCCGCCACACACGCUUGACACCAUCUGAACCAAAUAAGUUUAUCUUGGUUUCAUCAGGUUCCAGUAAUCCAUGUCCUUAGUCUGCUUGUCUUCAGCAAACUGUUUGCGGGCUUUCUUGUGCAUCAUCUUUAGAAGAGGCUUCCUUCUGGGACGACAGCCAUGCAGACCAAUUCGAUACAGUGUGUGGUGUAUUGUCUGAGCACUGACAGGCUGACCCCCCCUCCCCUUCAACCUCUGCAGCAAUGCUGGCAGCACUCAUACAUCUAUUUCCCAAAGACAACCACUGUAUAUGACGCUGAGCACGUGAACUCAACUUCUUUGGUCGACCAUGGUGAGGCCUGUUCUGAGUGGAAUCUCUCCUGUUAAACCGCUGUAUGGUCUUGGUCACCCUGCUGCAGCUCAGUGUCAGGGUCUUGGCAAUCUUCUUAUAGCCUAGGCCAUCUUUAUGUACAGCAACAAUUCUUUUUUUCAGAUCCUCACAGAGUUCUUUGCCAUGAGGUGCCAUGUUGAACUUCCAGUGACCAGUAUGAGGGAGUGUGAGAGCGAUGACACCAAAUUUAACACACCUGCUCCCCAUUCACACCUGAGACCUUGUAACACUAACAAGUCACAUGACACCGGGGAGGGAAAAUGGCUAAUUGGGCCCAAUGUGGACAUUUUCACUUAGGGGUGUACUCACUUUUGUUGCCAGCGGUUUAGACAUUAGUGGCUGUGUGUUGAGUUAUUUUGAGGGGACAGCAAAUUUACACUGUUACACAAGCUGUACACUCACUACUUUACAUUGUAGCAAAGUGUCAUUUCUUCAGUGUUGUCAUAUGAAAAGAUAUAAUCAAAUAUUUACAAAAAUGUGAGGGGUGUACUCUUUUUUGUGAGAUACUGUAAGUAAGAUUCUACUUAAACUUAAUAUCAUAAUACAAAGAAUCUUUAUUUAAACAUGAUAUUACAUAGAUUAACAAUGUAAUUUAAGCAAGUAUAUGGAGUUUGGGCAUGUACUGUAUUUCUAGAACAAGAUAGAUUUCCAUGAGUUAUUUAGCUACAUUAGCCUUGUAGUUCCAAUGCAAAGCAGAAAAUAUUGGAUAUUAAACAUAUUUUGGCUGAACUACUUUUUGGUUGAUGGAACUUUGUUUAAAUUUUAUUUCUUCUUUAAAUAUUUAUUUAUUUCAUGGUUAAUAUAUGAAGUUUUUGCUGGUUUCAUAAAACCAACAGCAUUUUAUUACAUCAAACAACUAAAGUAGGUGAUAAACCCACCCUGCACAAGCUUGGGAUCCAUUUUACCUGAAAGCAGCCAACUAGAUUUUAUGCUUUGCCCAGUUCUGUUUUCUAUUUGGCACCUCUGAAGUAUUUAACCUGGGAAAUGUAAUUAGACGUUCUAAGCAGCUAUUGUAUGAAUGUAUAUUGUGAAGAAUGUGCAUGCACUAAUGUACUAAGGCAUUUCUCUAAUGUGGGUGAAUUCGCUCAAUUGGCAAAUUGAGGGUAUUUCCAUUGUUUUAUUGCUUUGUAUCUCAGGUGCCACACCUAAGUAUGUAUUCCCUUGAAAAAUAUGCUUAAAAUACAUAAAAAUGUCAUACUAAUUUAAAUCAUAUAUUCCAAGUAAUUAAUGUUCUAAUUGUACUCUUCUCAAAUUAGCUUUUGUCCAUCAGGAAAAAAAAAAUGUAUUGUUGAAAUUGUAUAAUGGUAAAUGUGCAUUGGCUGACUGGCAGCUUGGGCCUGCCUUAGCUUCCAUUGAUCAAAACUCAGCCCUUGUCCUGCCUUCAGCAGAUUCACUGGAAAGAUCCAGAGACUGAUGGUGCUCUUAGUGACCGGUGCCACUUUUCCACAUCUAGUCAAAAGAUUUGUUGGCCAUCUUCAAUAACAUCUAUAUUGGCAUGCUUUCCCAACAUUAUAUAUUGGAGCAUGGAAGAUGAGUUAUUUUAAUCUCCAAGUUGAAAGACCAACAGAUAUUAUAAAUGCUUCCUUGUGUUUUGAUAAGGCUCGAUCAGAAAGCUGUGCAGCAACUCCCCUCAAAGUGCUCUUUCCUAGACAGCAUAGGCAUUGACCACAGACUAGACAUCUGUGUGUACUUUUGUAUUCAAUUGCAGCUUUGCAAAAACUAACCAUUAUAAUGUAAAAGAAAUAUGUGAAGUGGAUGAAAGUGUUUAAUUAAUAUAUUUCAGCUUUGUUUAUGGGUCAUUGUGCACAUAAUUGCACAUGUUAAACAUACUGCCUGUUUGUUGUGUGACCUCUACAACUAUUUCAAGUCGAGUAUAUUCAUCAAAUUGAUUUCUGAAAAACAAAUGUCUAAUGUAAACACCAUCACAUGACUUCAGGGAGCUUUGAAGCUUACGUGUUCAUCUCUUCCCAAUAAAUUAGCGUAAAAUGUAAUCCAGUCUGUCUCUGCAUUACUGUUUCAGGUUAAGAGAAUGUUUAUUAUUUUAGACAAUCUUUCAGUUCACAGUUUCAUCAGUUUCACAAACCUAUGAUGCCAUGGCCAUGUAACUAAACCUUCUGAAUAAUGGCCCAAAUGAGCUCUUUGAUCUGUAGCUAAUGAAGACAAUCCCUCCCCACCAAAUGAUACAUGUUUACAUUUGGAGCCUGUAAUUUCCAGACAAAUAACACUCAAAAUACACAAUUGUCUUUUUUUUAAUAAAACAGUAAAAUUUCUAGG